Molecule: messenger RNA, 2538 nt
Organism: Penaeus vannamei (Pacific white shrimp)
Lineage: Eukaryota; Metazoa; Arthropoda; Malacostraca; Decapoda; Penaeidae
Source: RefSeq, a predicted model, not a curated record
AUGUCGGAAAAGUGGUGCGGUAAAAGGUUUGCUCAAGAGAGUCAUCUGAAUAACCACUUGGUUUGGCAUAGGAAGGAGAAGAAGUUUGAGUGUGGAAUCUGCAGCAAGAGGUUUACCAUGGAAAGUCAUCUUGACAGUCACAUGAUUGUGCAUAGCGCUGAGAAGAAUUUUAAGUGUCAAGUUUGUGAAAAGUGCUUCACAAUGGAGAGCCACUUGAAUGGUCACAUGCUUGUCCAUACUGAGGAAAAGAACUUUGAAUGUGACAUCUGUCAUAAAGCAUUUAUCAUGGAGAAUCACCUUAGAAGUCAUAAACUUGUACAUAUCAAGGAAAAGAAGUUUGAAUGCAUGAAGUGUGGCAAGCGCUUUGGGCAAAGAAGUCACCUGAACAGUCACAUGCAUUCGCACAAUGUUGAAAAGCGUUUUGAAUGUGGAGUCUGCGGAAAACGUUUUGCUUUAGAGAUUCAUCUCACAAGCCAUGUGCUUGUCCACAGUAUGGAAAAGAAGUUUGAAUGCGAUGUGUGUGGCAAGAGAUUCAUGAUGGAGAUUCAUCUUAAUAGCCAUCGCCAGGUACACAGUGUUGAGAAGAAGUUUGAGUGCCUUGUUUGUGGCAAGCGGUUCUCUAUGGAAAGUCACUUGAACAGCCACAUGAUUGUUCACAGUGAAAAGAGAUUUGAAUGCGAAGUCUGUCGCAAACGUUUCACAAGGAAGGCACACCUAAAUAGCCACAGGUUUGUGCAUAGUGAAGAAAAGAGGUUUGAAUGUCAUGUAUGCCAUAAGCGAUUCACCCAAGAAAGCCACCUAAGCAGUCACAUGUUUGUCCACAAUGAAGAAAAAAAGUACGAAUGCGAGGAAUGUGGCAAGAAGUUUAUCCAGGAAAUUCAUCUCAACAGUCAUAGAUUCAUACACAGUGAAGAAAAAAAGCUUGAGGCAAGCGAGUGGGGGAAAAGAUUACCGGAUGGCCAACUCAAUGGCCAUGGUGCACAUGACAUGAUGAAGAGAUUUGCAUGUGAUGAAUGUGGCAAAAGGUUUUCUCAAUUGAGUCACCUCAACAGCCACAGGUUUGUACACACGGAGCAGAAGAUCUAUGGUUGCGAGGAAUGUGGUAAAAGGUUUAGACAAGAAAGCCACUUGAAUAGCCACAUGUUUGUGCACAGUCAGAAGAAGAGAUUUGAAUGUAUGGAAUGUGGAAAGAGAUUUACACAGGAAAGCCACCUUAAUAGCCACCGAUUUGUUCACAGUGAGAGAAAAGGAAUGGAUUACACUGAAUACACAAAGCAGUAUCCAUUGCCACAGAAGGCAGUCACCAACAAUCAUGCUGCUGCUGCUGCAGCUGCUGCAGUUGUAGAUAAGAAGACUCAUGAAUAUUUAGAGACCAUGAAGAACUUCCCUCAACAAGCAUAUCAGCCAACAUAUGCAUAUGCACAGUGGGAGCAAGUAAGAACGCUAUGGACAAUGUAGCCAGGACAUGAAAUAAUGGUAUUAAAUUUGUAGGAGGGAUGACUAAUGAAAAGAAAUUUGAGCCUGCCACCAUUAUGGACUAUUUGUAAAGUAGAAUCAAAUAUUAGCACACAAAGUUAACUUUUCCCAAUAGAACAUUGUGAUAUAGCACAUUGCUUAUGAACUCUUCCUUCAGUCAAUAUCAGAAUGCUUAGUUCUGUGUUGAAAAGGGGCCUUAAAAUAUUUCUCUUAUGCUGUAUUAUUUUUUAGAUACAGUACCUCCUGAAAACUGUAGAAUGACAAGGUCUCAACAUCUUUCAUCAGAUGUAAAUAUAAUGGUGCUUUAGAUGGACAUUUUGAUUUGAAGUGGUAGAGAAAUUCAUUCAUAAGUAAGAUGAUAUUGCAUUUAAUGCAUUAGUGAUCUUUCCACAUUGAUGAAUGACUUUCAUGGUGGCCAAAGGGCCAGUUUUUAUGGCCAAUGUAAUGGUUUACUGGUUUUCUAAGUUACUAUGUAGUUGAUAAUGUGUUAUGUCCAAAAAAUGUGACUGAUCGGCAAGCACCACAAGUGAUUUUGGUCUAAUUAUUUAUUUUACUUUUAAUUGAAUAUCUGUGUUAUUUCUCAAAUUAUAGUGUGUGAUAGACAACAUGUGUUGUAGCAUAUAUUCACAAUUUCCCUGUCAUUGAGGUGACGAAGAUGUACCGUAGUUAAAGAGAAAAUGCAUUCACAUCACCUGUGCAAUUGAUAGGUUCAAUGUUCCAGGAGCUUUCCCUAAUUUGCAGUCAAGGUAGUUGUCUGAUUGCAAUUAAAUACAAGGAAUGCUUGUGUUUAGAAUUUUUUAUAUUGGUUUGUAGCAUUUUCCAAGUAUAUCUUGAGCUAUGCAUCAACUUGUUCUGUUGCACAUGUAUAAGAGCUAGUAAUUUCAGAGUGAAUCUUAAAGAGAAAAAAGUGCCAAUUUAAUUUUGUAAAUUGAAAAUUCCAUUAGAAGGUCUGGCACUAGUUGUUUAGAUUGUAUUGAAUUCAUAAAUAUUUUCUUGGAUGUGAAUUCAGACGGUAAAAAUUUGGCUUGUAGUUAGUGAUUAUCAUGGCAUCGUGAAACUGAG